Brassica oleracea var. oleracea is the source of this 1337-nucleotide messenger RNA. Its product is annotated as probable beta-1,3-galactosyltransferase 13. The record is from RefSeq and is a predicted model, not a curated record. NCBI's taxonomy places the organism in Eukaryota, Viridiplantae, Streptophyta, Magnoliopsida, Brassicales, Brassicaceae. Gene Ontology annotation, molecular function: hexosyltransferase activity. Gene Ontology annotation, cellular component: Golgi membrane. The coding region runs from base 128 to 1156 and encodes 342 amino acids. The transcript has 7 exons.
UGCGUCUGGAAAAAGGAUCCGGAUCCGAAUAAACUGGAUCCAACUGAUCUUGCGAAACAGAACAUCCGUAUCGCCCACUAACGACCGUUAUUAAGACGAAACAAGCUUGAGGAUCCGUUACAAAACCAUGCCAUCUUCUCCGAGGCUGAAGCUCUUUCACGCGCGUCCAUCGCGGCGACCGACGUCUCUGAUCGUCAUCGCCUCUAUAGCGAUCGGGCUAUUCGGAUUCCUCUUCGGACUAUCCGCCAUUAUUUUCCCGGGUAUCCGGUUAUCAGCCCGGACCUGCCUCACCAACUCUCCUCCUAAGACGGUGCGCAUCGUCUGGGACGUCGCUGGAAAUCGUAACACUAAUGGCGGAGUGAAGAGGCACAAGGUGAUGGGAUUCGUCGGGAUCCAGACCGGAUUUAGUUCAGCUGGGAGGAGACGAGCGCUUAGAAACACGUGGAUGCCGUCCGAUCCACAAGGGCUUCGACGCUUGGAGGAGUCAAGAGGGUUGGUCAUUAGGUUUAUUAUAGGCAAAACCAAAGAUGAAGCGAAGAUGGCUGAGCUUAGAAGGGAGAUCGCAGAGUACGAUGACUUCAUACUGCUUGAUAUCGAGGAGGAGUACAGUAAGCUCCCAUACAAAACUUUGGCUUUCUUCAAAGCUGCGUAUGCACUAUAUGAUUCAGCGUUCUAUGUCAAAGCUGAUGAUGAUAUAUAUCUGAGGCCAGAUCGGUUGUCAUUGCUGUUGGCCAAAGAGAGGAGUCACUCUCAGACAUAUCUUGGGUGCCUGAAGAAAGGUCCUGUUUUCACGGAUCCAAAGCUAAAAUGGUAUGAACCUUUGGCAGAUUUGCUGGGUCAAGAGUACUUUCUUCAUGCCUAUGGCCCCAUAUAUGCUCUUUCUGCAGAUGUUGUCACCAGUUUAGUUGCUCUUAAGAAAAACAGUUUCAGGAUGUUUAGCAACGAGGACGUGACAAUAGGUGCGUGGAUGCUGGCGAUGAACGUCAACCACGAGAACCACAAGACUCUUUGUGAACCAGAGUGCUCACCUUCCUCCAUUGCUGUUUGGGAUAUACCAAAAUGCUCAGGGCUUUGUAACCCAGAGAAAAGGAUGUUGGAACUUCACAAGAGAGAGAGCUGCUCAAAGAGCCCGACUUUGCCAUCGGAAGAUGAAUGAUCUUACCUCUUAUAGAUCUCCUUUCAUGGUCGAAGAGAGUUGAGAUUCCCUUAAACGGCUUUAGGGUUAGUAAUUUUUGUGUAACCCAACUUUUGGGUGAUUCCUUGUUGUACAAGUAUAAGAUUGAACUAACUGCAAUUUCGAUUGAGGAAAAGGAAAAAAAAUAGUUUGGCUUUGUGUA